UCGGUAUACCUGAACCCCACUACUUAGCACAAUAAACUUGACUUGGCCAGUUUUAAACCUAGAUUAUAUACAAGAUGCUUUUUUUUUCCAAAGAGGAGAAUCAGGAUUAUUAAAUUGGCAACCCAACAUAAUUAAGAGAGGGCGGGUUUGGGCUUGGCUGAGGCCGGAGCUUUCCCCGGAUUAUUGAUGCCACCAUUUCACUCAGGGUAAACGCUGGUCGUCCAUUUUACCGAGCUCUUUGGGCGCCCGCGACACGGACGCCGGCCCGCAUGGAGCUCGAGGAUGAAAGCUCUGGUCCCCGGGAUAAAACGACGGCAAAGACCGCCCGCCUCGACAUGAGCCACGGCUUUGUACACCAUAUCCGCCGCAACCAGAUCGCCAGAGACGACUACGACAAGGAAGUGAGGCAGGCAAAAGAACAACAGAGGAAGAGGCAGACCCCUGCUCCAGUCCGCCCACGCAAGCCGGACCUGCAGGUGUACCAUCCACGCAGAAGAAAUGGAGCAGAAAAUUUCUCGAGGUUUGACUGUGAGGAAUCAAAUGAAAGCGGUUCAGGCACUGAUCCGGAGCCACAGAAUGACACAAGAGAAGCACAGAACACUGAGCUUUUCUGUCUGGAUUACCAAGCAGAUGAUAAAAUUGUUACAUCAGUCAUAAUCCAUGAGAAUGAUGACCCCAAGAAAGUGGCGGAGAAAAUUGGGUCUAAGAAUAGCUUGGAGCCCUUGAUGAAGGAAGCGCUAAGGCUAAGAAUACAGGAGGAAAUUGAAAAGAGGAUCUCAAAGCGUUGAGUCCAACUGCAACUUCAUUGGGCGAUCCAAUUUUGUUUUUGUUAUGUGUUGUUUUUCUCCAUUUUUAGGUGGUUAAUGAAGUGUGGAGAGAUUUGAGGCCUCGAGGCCAUGCAAGUAUUUGCAAGGACAAAAUGGAUCCAAAAAAAAGAGAAAAAGAAAGCUGAAAAGAGUGGCGGCCACGGCUAGAUUUCCUGAAAGAGGCAAAGCACAUUGCUCAACUGCCAGAUUCAUGGGAGCUUCAGCUUCACUUAGUUCAAGCUCCACAAACGGUGCAGAAUGUCAAAAGAAUAUAAACAGGCUGAAACAAUAUUAUCUUGAAAUUUAAUAUGCAAAACAGAAGUAUUCUAUUUUUGGCAAGUAUUUUAACAAACCUGGGAAAAAAAAUCGACGCAGUAAGAUCCUUGCCUGGUGCCAAUAUUCCCAACUCCACAAAGUGUUGAUGGUAAUCCCAAGAGUUAUCCAAUUCUUCAUUUUAGGAGUAUAAGACAUAGGACUAGAUGAUUCAGCCCAACAAGUCUCUGCCAUUCCAUCAUGGCUGAUUUAUUAUCCCUCUCAACCCCAUUCUCCUGCCUUCUCCCCGUAACUGUUGACAUCCUUACUAAUCAAGAACUUUGGCCUCUACAGCCAUCAGUGGUGAUGAAUUCCACAAAUUCACCACCAAAUGGCUAAAGAAAUUCUUUCUCUCUCUGUUCUAAAAUCUGUUUGGUAGAGUUUCAGAUAAGUAGAACCCAAGGUGGCUAUAGCUAUGGUACUUUUCCAAGGAACCGAGAAGCUGUCAUCUUCAAUAACGUGUAGAAACUUUACAGAACAAAGAUCAGGUUUGUGUAUAUGGCUAAAUCCAGUAACCAGUGUUGGUGUAACUCUGAGAAGGAUUCCUUUUUAUUUUGCAGAGGGGUUGUAUAAACUUUGAAACCCCAUUAAAAUGUUUUUAAAUGAGAUAUCUUUUCUGAAUGGGCUGUCCUUCCUUUCAAAGAGUUUGCUUCUCAUAAAUCUGUACCACUCCUAGCAGGUAGUCUGCAGGUUACUAGGGACCAGUGGGAGAAUGGUCAGUGCAGCUAGUAAAGAGCUGCUGACUACUUGUUGAAUACUGGCAAUAUCUUGGAAGAUGUUUGCUGCAAGAGUGGUUUAUAGGUAUAGAAAGCGAUGAUAAGAGGAUCAAGGCAGUACAUCUGAAUUAUGGCACAGCCUGCAAGAUUAUUGGUUCUUAUCCAGUUUGUGGGCAGUUUGGGAUGUCUACCUCCAUGUAACCAAGCUUAGGAUAUCAUCCAAAAUAACAUGGACGUGGACUCUGACCAUUAGAUUAUCAACGUUUAACACCUAAGAAGUCGAAGUCGAAUGAGUUUCUUAAAUUCAUAUUGUGCCAGUGUCUGUAUUGAUGAGAAAAGCCAACAAUUUUUAGAGUCGUGGAGCACAUUGAGCGGCACAGUAGCAUAGUGGUUAGCACAACGCUUUACAAUACAGGCGGCCGGGGCUGUAAGCAGUUUGUAUGUUCUCCCUGUGACCAUAUGGCUUUCCUCUGUGCUGCAGUCCAAAGGCCUUCCAGGUUAAUUGGUCACUGUAAGUUGUCCCAUGAUUAGGCUAGGAUUAAAUUGGGGGAAUCGCUGGACGGCACUGCUCGAACGGGCAAAAGGGCCUACUCUGUGCUGUAUCUCAAUAAGUAAAUAUUGAGCUUACCUAGUCCAUUCCACCUUGGUAUUCUGCCUAGAUCCUACCACCUGCAUCUGGACUAUUCCCUCCGUACCUCUUCUGUCCAUUUUUCAAAGGUUAAAAUGGGAUGAAUAUGAGAAAUGAGAAGUUUCCCCAGAUGGUCCAGAGGAUAGAUGAAACCAUCUCAGUCAUUCAGGUCAACUCCAAAAUAAUCACAUCUCCAGCUAAGGGGGAGCUGUGAUUGACAGUGACCACAUGUCCCACUCCUGACUGCUGUCCAUGACUCCUCUGCCUGCAAGUGUUCGUUCAUCCCCACAACUCUAGCCAAGAACAGCUAACUGAGCCUUUUUGAUCUUGUUUGGUGCAGUGUUAUAAUGGGAACUUAUUACAUUUGUAGAAGGCGUACAGCAACAGACUCAUCUGCCUUCCUGUCUGGUCUCUCUGUCAUAAAACAUGUGGUUUCAAACAUUUUUAAAUUUUGCAUCCAUCUUUAGGCAAAGUGCAUGAUUUUUAAAAUGGUCUCAAAAAUAAUGUUACUAUUAUGUUUGAUUAAAUUUUCCUCUAGAAUAACAGUUCAAAAAUGCAUCAAUAAUUAUGAACUACUGUGAAGUGUCUAGAGUUUGUGAAAUUUUCUUCUGCCUUGAUUGAGAUGUUGAACAUUGUGAUUUUUUUAAAAAUAUUUCAUUAAGAUUGCUAUCGUUCCCACAUUGAAAACUAUUGUGAAUCAAAUUGGUUUCCUGGUCAUCAUUUAUCUGACUCUGUGUAUGUCAAAUAAACUUUGUAUAUUU
Hypanus sabinus (Atlantic stingray) is the source of this 3223-nucleotide messenger RNA. It is a transcript of the gene c1h2orf68, whose product is annotated as chromosome 1 C2orf68 homolog. The transcript has 4 exons. Lineage: Eukaryota; Metazoa; Chordata; Chondrichthyes; Myliobatiformes; Dasyatidae. The record is from RefSeq and is a predicted model, not a curated record. Bases 270 to 788 code for a protein of 172 amino acids.